AUGCCCUUCACUGCCUGUCUUGCCUAUGUUGAGGUUAACUAUGUUGUUCAAUCUAAAAUGGUGUUGUCAAUACGUGGAUACCUCGAGCACAACCAGGAAUGCAAGGACGCACACAUUACCUGGUACCCGCCACAAUCAGUGCACCCUGAGGUCUUCAAAGUUGCCCUUGCUCAGCUCAAAUGUGGUGCAGAUAUUACAGAAGUCCAGGAGACAAACCUUUGCAUGGCACAAGCACACACAUACCCUGGGAAGCCUUCUGUUGGCGAUUUCUCAAAGAGCGCAUACCAUUGGAUUCUACGUGCUGGCGACAAUCGCUCACUUUACUGCCAGUUCAACUGGAUGCAUGGUGUCUGCACUACAACUGCAGCCCAUGUUAAUAUUGACGAAUGGCUGAGUCCAGACUCACCACAAUAUAACCGCGCUCUUGCCAAUGCAGUAUUCCACUACAGAGCACAGACAACUUGUGAAGAGCGGCUGAAGGUGUGCAUUGCCACAUCUGAGAUGCGCGAAGCAGCUUGGAAGUAUGCACAUUGCUCUCAAAUCAUCCUUGAUGGCACAUUUGGUGUCUGCAACCGGAAGAUGCUAUUGUUCAUUGUUAUGGGCAUUGACGAGGAGGGAAGAGGCAUACUGCUAGCCUUUCUGCUGUUCUCCGCACCGACAAAAAACAAGCAAACAUCUGCCAGGUACGACGCUGAGAUUCUAACUGAACUGCUCCGCGAAUGGAAAUUAGCUCCCAGGACGAAGAAUGGAGAGGCUGUCACCGUCCAUGCUGCCAUCACCGACACUGAUCUCAUGGAACAGAACGCAUUAGCGGCGGUCUUCGAUAACAUCUGGCUGCUUAUUUGCAAAUUCCAUCUGCGUCAGUCCUUUCGAAAUCAUUGCAAUCGUGUUCUGAAGGGCACAUCACCUUUUGCUCACGACUUGAAGGCACGUAUGAAGCGCCUCGAGACCCAGGUUGUCCAAACCAAGGAGCACACCGCGUUUCUAGCCUUCAUCGAGGAAGAGCGAGAGGUGCUCGCAGCCUUCAAACACUCGCUUGUCGGCCCUGAGACUCUUGAUGGUCUGGCGCUGAUUUAUAGCGCGCAAGAGCAUCUGGACUACCUGCAGAACUACUGGGGAAGGGAGGCCCUAUGGCAGAGUUGGUCAGACUUUGGUCGCUGUGUUGCCGCUGUUCGUCUGGGGUGCGCAGUGGAGAGAGUGCUGCCAACGACAAAUCACCUCGAGUCGUUCAACGGCGUAUUUAAAAGGAAGCAUCUAAAGCGAUGGCAGCACAAUGGAAAGCCGCUCUGA
Phanerochaete carnosa HHB-10118-sp is the source of this 1290-nucleotide messenger RNA. RefSeq lists its product as uncharacterized. The record is from RefSeq and is a predicted model, not a curated record. The transcript has a single exon. The coding region runs from base 1 to 1290 and encodes 429 amino acids. NCBI's taxonomy places the organism in Eukaryota, Fungi, Basidiomycota, Agaricomycetes, Polyporales, Phanerochaetaceae.